AUGAAACAGGAGACUUUUUUGUGCCACCCAGCAUAUAUUAAUGUAAAGUCGUUAAAAUCCAAUAGGAUAUCACACAACCUACAACGUCAGGUGAUUAUUCAGAACAGCAGGAUGAAAUGGACGAAGAUUUACGUAAUUUGUUACUGAAGUUGGAAAACCUUGGCUAUAAUGAAGGUACUUGCUUUUCUGUACACAGAAGACAAAAUAGGCUAGUAUACAAAAAUCAUUUAAUGACAAUUCUAUUGUGGCUAUAAGUGAAACACAAAUAAUGAUUGAACAGAUCAAUGAAUAUUUGGCCAACCAAUGAGGUAGGGAUGUUAUAUAAUAUAACUUACUGCCCGAGAGUGAGGACAGUGCUGGGAAAUGUCCAACCGAGGACUUGCUGUGUUGACCGAAUGAUAGCGAGGUCAAUACAGCAAAACCGUGGUUGGAUAUUUUUCCGUACCUCCCGAACGGUUGAGGUCAGCAUAAGUGUUUUAUUAUAUGGCAUUGUACAUUUGUAAAAAUGUAGGGGAAAGUCACGCGAGGCCUUCAGCCUUUUGAAUGAUGGUUUUUAAGGUGCAUUUCAGCACGGUUAAUAGAAGAAGGAUGGUUAGGCUAGCUGCACCACGUGACAAAUAUGUUAUUGUUCUGAUUUUAUUCAUGUCACGUGGCGAGAUAGGGGGACGCUUCGCAGGAGUGUAAUAGAAAAUAUAUUGUUGACAUGGCUUUUGUGAUGUAUAAAUUUACGUGUUUUCGAUUGUAUACGCCUGAUUUGAGCACGGAUUUGAUUUAUACUUCGAAGUUCGUAAUGAUCUGAUCGUAUUCACAAGUUUUAAAGGUAUUGUUGAUUGGUUUUGAGAUAUAACCACGCUAUGCUAAGUGUAUAUUCACAUAUUCCAUUCUCAAGUGUUCGAGGAUUUUCAUACUUAAAGACGAUACUUUUGGAUUUGUCCGGGAAAAACUGCUCUGCUUUUGGUCGUGAGAUCUGACGUCGGUGCGAACGUAUUGAUGCGAAACAAACAAAUGAAGUAAAUUGAACUAAUAUUGCAAACGUAUCAGCCCAAAUCAUGUGCCUAUGCAGCGUACUUUGGUAUUUGCUCUGCCAACAAGACAACUCCAGACAAUUUUACUUGUCAUUGAUAGCGAUUUCUAGUUGAUGUGUACUGUGUAGUGGACUAUUAAAAGUAACAUUUGGAAUAGUCAAACUGAUAUCUGUUAUUGAAUUUUCAAUUAGUAUCCUCAAAAAACCAUUAUAUUAUAAUGUAUGGCAUUUCUGCAUGUUCAGUUGCUAGCAGUGGCAUAGCUAGCCCGACGAUUUGGACCCGCUAGGCAAAUUUCACCUCAUCAUUAUUCACUUCUUUAGAAAUUAUAACAUUGUACCAGACUACUGUAACUAAAUACUUACUGAAAUUUAAGACUGUUGAAGAAUAUUUAUUGUCUAUCACCAUUACAUAAUCUACACAUCAACUGGCAAUGCAUGCAGAUGCACCUACUUUCAAAUUGGUAUUUUACUCUGUCUAAAGCAAUAAAAUUUUACUCAGUGGAAGAAUACUGCUGUCAAUCGGUUAUUAACAACUAUUGAUAUCCACCCUGGGAUGGUUGUUCAUUCAAUUUGGGAUUUGCAGGGUGAAGUUCUUCAAUUGGCAGAUCUCUGACCUCACUGAGAGAGGACUGACUAGUCGAGAAAUUGGCAUGCAAAAUCGUAUGGCCUAUUGGCUCUGGGUUGAACACUUGUAGAUACUUAUAGAUACUGAAGUUAAAUACACUGGAAAUAACAAAUUGUAUACAUUGACUGGAAAUGUACAAGUUUAAUAUUCAAAGAAGAUUCUAAACCAUUUUCACGUAUGUUUUGUUCUAUUUUUUAUCAGAUUGGCCCAUACUUUGUUUCCAUACUGACACCACCCAAUUUUACUUGUCAUUGGCAAUCUGCCAGUGCCGCAUGUUAAUUCACUGGUGGGUGAGCUGGCAAUGUGUCCAGCAAAUGCACCCUACAUUAUAUUUUUUUUGAAAGAGAAGCAAUUGCAAGUUAAUGGUUAAUUCAUUAGGGCCACGCAGGGAUGACUGAGAAAACAAUUCAAGGUUCAACAUGUCUUAGGGGCUGAUGACAUGGGGAUUUUCAGCCCGCGCUGAAUUUCAACCCAGUUAACCGAGCUGAAAUUGUUUCACGAUUACAUGACAAAGUUCAGCCCGGGGUGAGUUAGAAUUUCAAUUCAAACCGGGGUGAAAUCUCAGCCCGGGUCGAAAGAAUGAAGUCUCAAAAUGGAGGUAUUCUGUUUCUUUGGAAAAUUUAAAAUGUUGUUCAUAUGUAUUGACUUCUACAAGAGUGUGGUUGCAUUUAAAAGUAGAACAGACAGAAAUAAAGCCACUUAAAUGCUGUUUUUUCAACCUGGGUUGAAUUUUCCUGUCGAUUACAUGGCGAUUUUCAGCCCGGCCAACCGGAUUGAAAUUUUUAGCCCGGGGUAGCUCCAACCGGGCUAAAACUUAAGCACAAGCUGAAAUUUCUGUCAUGCAAUCAUUUGCUGUGUUUUAAUAGGAUUUAUCCUCAGGCCGGGCUGAAAUUUCUUAAUUUCAGCCCGGGAAACCAGGAUGAAACGCAGCCAUGCUGAAAACUCUCCAUCUAAUCAGCCACUUAACCAGGUUUGAAUUGUUUGGUUUGAUAAGGCCUGUAUGAUGACUAUAUCAUGAUAGCAGUGUAAUUGUGAAAACCUAACCAACUAACCAUAGAGGCAUUUGUAAAUAAUAUAUUAGUUUUGGGAAUCAUAAAUUUGCCAACCCAUUGUUAUAUUUCAAACCUAUGGUUCAAUUAAUCUGAAUAUGAAAACAGAGUUAUUGCAGAAGAUAAAUGAAUUGUAUAGUUACAAAUUUUAUAAAAUAUAUAAUAUCACUUUCUUUUCACUACUGUUUUACAGUAAGGCAAAGGCUUUACCACGUUUUGCAUCGUUUUCAUACUCGAUAAUAUAAUCUUUGCCACGGUUGAAUUCACCCGACUUUUUUAUAUCGCAUCCCACAUUGUUUCCAACGAUCGAAAUGUACUUUUCACAACGUAUAGCUUCUACAAUGUCAAUCAACUAAAGAAGUAUAAAUGCACCUUUAUAUAUAAACACAUAGAUACUUCGUACAAUAGAUUCCCCAUGACCAUGUGUUGUAAAGUGUUUUGAAUUACUACAUAUAUAUGCCUUGUAAUUUGGCACUAAGGCCGCAAAUUUGUCGCACACAUACUGUAGCACUGAAAAGACUUCUCACUGUCGAUUGGGCAGCAGAAAAAUCAGUUUUUAAUACAACUAUUUUUCUUCUUCCGCUAAUAGUAACAGGGGCCUCGAUGCUAUAAAAAUAUUCGUCUAUAAAUCUACGUAUUCGCUCUCUCGUUCAUCUUCCAAACGACACCGUCAUUUCCGAUCGUUGAAAACUCUCUUUGCUUUUAUUAUUACUGUUUUCAAAUGUCUGCAUCGAUGAAGUAACCACUUCUCUUUCGAUAUCACUAUCCAUCGUUAUUAUAAAUGCUCCAAAAGAUACAAAAAUGCUUUUAUUAUCAGUAUUAACCCAACACUUUCAAUAUAAUUUCCUACAAAUGUCAACACAAGCGUCCCCUAUCUCGACACAUGACAUUUUCUUCCUUUGUGCUCAACAUAGUUACUGCAGUUAUCCGUAAAAUGACAGCAUCUGGUUCUCCUUGUCCUCUCGAUCAAAUACCAAUUAUAUGCUUUAAGCGAUGUCCUUACCUAAGCACUUAUUUAACUGAACUAAUACGCGCUGUCUGGCUUUCAGGAUCUAUCCCGAGUGAAUGGAAAAAAGCUUGCACUAUACUUAAUCAUAAGAAAGGCAACACGAGUAUUCCCUCAAAUUUCCGACCGACCAGACUCGAAUCUAUACCGCUUAAAGUAUUUACAUCAUGUCUACGUAACGCAAUGUACUCCUUUCUCACCGCCAAUAACUUUAUAGAACAUAACAUACAAAAAGGCUUCACCCCAAAUCUGUCUGGUACUAUGGAACAUACUGCACAAAUGGCUAAUAUAAUCAACAAAGCUCGGAUAAAACAACGUUCACUUGUCAUCACACUACUUGACGUCAAAAACGCUUUUGGAGAAGUUCAUCAUAACUUAAUCCAAUCUGUCCUUGGCUAUCAUCACAUCCCUAAUCACAUGAAUAAUUUAAUAAAAAGCUUCUACACUGAUUUUAAAACUUCCGUAAUUACUUCAGAGUUCCGUACCCAUUUUAUACCUGUUGGCCGUGGUGUUUUGCAAGGUGACUGUCUUAGUCCUCUACUAUUUAGUAUGUGUUUCAACACAUAUAUUCAACAUAUCAAAGCUGAAAUGUACCGCCAGUUCGGUUUCUCCCUCCAACUCCUUAAUCCAAUCCACUGGUUUCAGUUUGCCGAAGAUGCUGCGGUUAUUACUGGUCAAGAGUCGGAAAAUCAACAUCUCCUUAAUCGAUUCUCUAUCUGGUGCCAAUGGUCCAACAUGGUUGUUAGAGUUGAUAAAUGUAGCACAUUUGGCAUCAAAAAAGUUUUAUCAAAAUCUGCCCAGUACCUGCCGAAGCUUUUGAUCAAUAAGGAUCUCAUACCAACGAUUAAGACUGGAGAAUCAUUUGAGUAUUUGGGACGAAACUUCGACUUUAACAUAACUAAUGAAAAACAUAAAUCUAAACUGAUUUCCCUCAUUGAUGAACUAAUGUCCGAAAUAGAUCUUAAACCUCUUCACCCAAAAAACAAAAUUUUACUUUACAGUCGUUAUGUUUUGUCGAAACUAUCCUGGCAUUUUACUGUUGCUACGACAUCCAAAACUUGGGUAGUCGAAAAUAUCGAAAAUGGCUGGAAGUACCUAUAUCUGGAACAUUAA
This is a messenger RNA of Paramuricea clavata, 4817 nucleotides long. The record is from the annotation of a GenBank genome assembly. NCBI's taxonomy places the organism in Eukaryota, Metazoa, Cnidaria, Anthozoa, Malacalcyonacea, Plexauridae.